AUGCUGAGCCGUGCCGUGCUGCCUCUUGCCAGGCGCAACGUCCUCGCCUCGACCGUCCGGGUGUCCGCUCUGUCUGCUCAGCGACCCCGGUGGUACGCAAAGGGCAAGGACAGUGCUCCGUAUACCCUCCCGGAGUCGUUGCAAGGCAAGGAGCCCCAAGUCAAGAAGCCCAAGGCGGCAAAGAAACAGACUCCUGCUGAGCAGCCCGAGUCUGAUACACAGGCCAAGUCGGAGACCGAAGCGUCCGAGUCUCCAGUCGCUCCCGAAGCAGAGCAGAUUCCCCAACAACCCCUCCCCGAUCUCACCCAGGGUAUCCCGUCGACAUUGGCCGCAGAGCUAGAAGCACGCCAGAGGAAGGGAUCUCUGAACAUCACAGAGGAUCACACCCGAACGGAAGAUUAUAGCGAGGAUGGCAGCGGCCGUAGUGGUGGUGAUAUUCCCAAGAGCGGAUACGAAACCUCUCUCGACCGCCGCAAGGCCCGCAUGGCCAACAUCAUGUACGCUGUGAUGCUGGCCGCGGGUAUUGCUGGUAUGGGUUACCUGGGCCGCAACUGGGAGACCGAGGAGGAGGAACGUGCUCACACAGAGACACCAUCCGGCUGGAGCCCUGGUCUUUGGUGGGGUCGUAUUAAGGCCCGUACCGGUGAGGUCACCAGCUACUACAAGGAUCCCGCAUUCCCUAAGCUACUCCCCGAUGAGGACCCUACCCAGCGUCAGCCCUACACCCUGGUUCUGUCUUUGGAGGAUCUCCUUGUUCACAGCGAGUGGAGCCGUGAGCACGGGUGGCGUGUUGCGAAGCGCCCUGGUGUCGAUUACUUCCUCCGCUACCUCAACCAGUACUACGAGCUCGUUCUGUUCACCAGUGUCCCCAGUAUGAUGGCCGACCAGGUUCUCCGGAAACUCGACCCUUACCGUAUCAUCCGCUGGCCCCUCUUCCGUGAGGCUACACGCUACAAGGAUGGCGAGUAUAUCAAGGAUCUGUCUUAUCUGAACCGUGACCUGUCCAAGGUCAUCCUGAUCGACACCAAGGAGGAGCACGCCCGCCUGCAGCCCGAGAACGCGAUCAUUUUGGACAAGUGGACCGGUGACUCCAAGGACAAGACCCUCGUUGCCCUUAUUCCCUUCCUGGAGUACCUUGCCGGUAUGGGUGUGGAGGAUGUUCGUCCCGUGCUCAAGUCGUUCGAGGGCACCAGCAUCCCCGUUGAGUUCACCAAGCGUGAGAAGGCUAUGCGUGAGCGCUUCGAGAAGGAGCUCGCCGAAGAGCAGAAGAAGAAGCCCUCUAUUGGUAUGGGCAGCCUUGCCUCUGCUCUCGGUCUGAAGUCCAGCCGCACUUUGGACGGCGAGGUGUCGCCCUCGGAGGGUCUCGCCCAGGGCAAGAUGCUGUGGGAUCAGAUCCGUGAGCGCGGUCAGAAGAACUACGAGAUGAUUGACAAGGAGAUCCGCGAGAACGGCGAGAAGUGGCUGGCCGAGAUGGCCGCCGAAGAAGAGAAGGCUCGCCAGGAGCAGAUGAACAGCAUGAAGGGCUCUUUCACCGGUAUGUUCGGUAUGGGUUCCGGCAAGCAGUAA
Molecule: messenger RNA, 1566 nt
Organism: Penicillium subrubescens
Lineage: Eukaryota; Fungi; Ascomycota; Eurotiomycetes; Eurotiales; Aspergillaceae
Product: protein translocase subunit TIM50
Exons: 3
Coding region: 1-1566 (521 amino acids)
Molecular function (GO): phosphoprotein phosphatase activity
Source: RefSeq, a predicted model, not a curated record